ACCUGCAUCGCACUCUGUAGAGUUCUUCAGCUCGGAUAAAAAUCAGUUUAAAGAGUUGCAAGUUUAAUUUUAAAACAUUUUAUGCCAUGGCGUCAUCUAGCAAUCACACAAACGUACAAGGGUCUUCUACUGUACCAACAACAGCAACAACCUCCUGUCCAGAGAAUAGGUGUGCCAUGUCACAUGACUGUGUGACCAUCUACGUCCUCUCUUCAGCGCUGGCGAUCUCACUUUUGCUAAACUUGGCUUGCUGUUUGUCAAAGAUUUGCUCAAGGAAAGGAAGGUGUAAGUGCAGGAGAAAACGAAGUCGAAGUUCAAGACAGAUGGAGGACAAUCCCAUUUAUGGAAAUCUAAACUACAUGGACCCAAGUGUUGCUGUAUACACAGAAGCUGCUCCUCUUCACCCAUCACUGAGCUCUUCAUCUUUAAGGAAUCCACAGAGGGUCAAUCCUGACUCUAAGUCCAAAAAUCAGGAAUGCUACGCCAACCUGACCCUGAAGGCUCCCAGGCCGCAGUCUGGGCGCAUCUCUCCACAGAUCCCGCCCUUAGACAUGGUGCAUUCAGAGGUGCUAGAGGAACCAGAAGAAGCAGAGACAGAAGAGCAGGUUACCAUAGAUGAUGCCGUCUCCACCAUGUCUGAACUGUAUGCCUCCGUGCAAACUCAGCGCGCCAAAAUGGUCGACACCGGGGACGGUGAAGAAGGCUACGCAAACCAUCUCUGAGGCCAACAGAUCUGUCGAUGCUCAGAGGACGAUGCAGGAUCUUUUUAAAGGCUUGACCUGCCACCACAGGAGGGCACUGUUGGCCAUUGCACUGCACUGACAACCAGUUUGUAGCAAUGUAGUACAUCUAUGCGUGUUGUUCAGUACAUUUAGUGUCAGGACACACCAGUGCAAUUAUAAUGCAUUUGAAUGAGUUUUAUGGUGCAGAUUCAGAAUAAUAAAAAGAUCUAAUGAAACCAGCAGGUUGAAUUGAAACAAACAGAACUAAUUGAAUGGAUCUAUUAAAUUGGUACAAGUAUUAAUGUGCUAAUUUCAAUUAAUGUGUAUAACAACCUUUGAGUGCAACCAUUCAGUUCUUUUUGUUUACUACUUUAAUGAGAGUUUCUUUGUGAAAGACCCCUGUAAAUACUAAAUCUUUGUACCCCUUUGGUAAAUUGUUGGUUCAGUAAAAAUAUUGUCAUGUUUAAAACAGAA
Messenger RNA from Fundulus heteroclitus (mummichog), 1196 nucleotides. RefSeq lists its product as uncharacterized. Lineage: Eukaryota; Metazoa; Chordata; Actinopteri; Cyprinodontiformes; Fundulidae. Gene Ontology annotation, cellular component: plasma membrane. The record is from RefSeq and is a predicted model, not a curated record. Gene Ontology annotation, molecular function: kinase binding. Gene Ontology annotation, biological process: regulation of T cell activation; signal transduction; T cell homeostasis. The coding region runs from base 87 to 722 and encodes 211 amino acids. The transcript has 7 exons.